AGUGAUCCGACACUGAGCUGUGUGAAGGCUUCCUUCAACAUGCAUAUCUCUCCAGCAUGGUAUCAAUUUCUGGUGGGCGUUUUCGCCUCACUAGGUUCAUUCUUGUAUGGAUACGACCUUGGCGUUAUUGCUGAAGUCAUCGCGUCUGGAUCGUUCAUAUCCAGGUUCCACAUUAAUGAUACCCAAUCCGGACUGGUGGUCUCCAUGUUUACCGCUGGCGCUUUCUGUGGUGCAGCAUUCGGAGGACCCUGUGGUGAUUGGCUAGGCCGACGCUGGACCAUCACCGUCGGCUGUAUUGUCUUCUGCCUUGGAGGGGGUCUUCAGACCGGAGCACGAACCAUUUCCUACCUGUACAGCGGAAGAUUCAUCGCUGGUCUGGGAGUUGGCUUUCUCACCAUGGUCAUCCCCCUCUAUCAGGCGGAAAUCUGCCACCCUAAUAUUCGAGGCCGCGUCACGGCUUUGCAACAAUUCAUGCUAGGCGUCGGCUCUCUAUGUGCUGCCUGGAUCUCAUAUGGUACCUAUAUUGGCUUCUCUAGCACCAAUGACGCCCAAUGGCAGCUGCCUCUAGGGUUGCAGAUUGCGCCGGCUGUGUUCCUGGGUUUUCUGAUCAUGCUUUUCCCUGAGUCACCACGGUGGCUCAUUGACCACGGUCAUCACGAACGAGGCUUGAAGACCUUGGCCGAGCUUCACGCCCACGGCGAUGAGAAUGAUCCCUGGGUUCAGGCUGAAUACAAUCAGAUCCAGGAAAGCAUCGUACACGAGCAUGAGCAGGAAGCCAAAUCCUACAAGGAACUUUUCACCUCGCGUUCAUCCUUCCGUCGUCUGUUUCUGUGUUGCGCAUUGCAGGCAUCCGUGCAAAUGACGGGCGUAUCUGCGAUUCAAUACUACUCCGUAACCAUCUAUGCCCAAAUCGGCAUCAGUGGCGACGAAACUCUGCGCUACCAAGCCAUCAACUCCAUUAUUGCCCUGAUAGCGCAGUUCCUCUGCAUUCUCUUCAUCGAUCGGUUCGGUCGCCGCUGGAGUUUGAUCUACGGCAACCUCGGCAACAUGGUUACUUUCAUUAUCGCCUGCAUCCUGUUGGCACAGUUCCCUCCAGAGAGCAACAACACCGGAGCCCACUGGGGCUUUAUCAUCAUGACUUGGUUGUAUAAUUUCUCGUUCUCCUGCACCUGCGGUCCCCUCUCUUGGAUCAUCCCAGCAGAGGUGUUUGACACUCGAACCCGUUCGAAGGGUGUUUCACUGGCCACUAUGACUUCGUAUGCAUUCAACACGAUGAUUGGGCAGGUGACGCCCAUUGCCAUGGAGAGAGUGCGCUAUCGGUAUUAUUUCCUGUUCAUCAUCUGCAACUUCACCAACGCGGUGUUCUUCUGGCUGUUGCUGCCUGAGACAAAGAAGUUGCCAUUGGAGGAGAUGAAUUAUCUGUUUUCGAACUCCCCGUGGAUUGUGGCGGGACGUCGCAAGGAGGAUUUUGUCCCUCAUGAUUUGGAACGGAGAGUUGAGGAGCAGCAGGAGAAGCGGGAGGCGUUUGCAACCCAUAAUGAGGUGAGCUGAAUCUGAUGAAUGUGGAAUGACAUUAGCCACUGGGUGGGUUCUACGGAGAUAACUUCUCAUUGCGAUGAAUCGAUUGUAUUGGCAGUAGCUGUCCCAUUUAGCUCUAAA
This is a messenger RNA of Aspergillus ibericus CBS 121593, 1659 nucleotides long. RefSeq names its product sugar porter family MFS transporter. Gene Ontology annotation, molecular function: carbohydrate:proton symporter activity. Bases 40 to 1551 code for a protein of 503 amino acids. NCBI's taxonomy places the organism in Eukaryota, Fungi, Ascomycota, Eurotiomycetes, Eurotiales, Aspergillaceae. Gene Ontology annotation, biological process: transmembrane transport; carbohydrate transport. The record is from RefSeq and is a predicted model, not a curated record. The transcript has 7 exons. Gene Ontology annotation, cellular component: membrane.